AUGUACAGCUUGAUGGCAGUUAGCGACAAAGACAAGGUGCUCCUUGCCCCAGUUCACCGAGGUUUUAGUCGGUUUACGGGGGUUGAGCCAGCAAUCGACGACCGAAACGUUCGGUACCUUACCAUACCUUACAAUACGCCCCCUCCCCUCCCCCCCUCUUCCUCUCCCUCCUGGCAGCAAGAAGCUCGUGGGCGUCAUGGACGUGUUGCCCGGCAUAUUGAACAUGCCGCCGCCAAGCCCUCUCAGCCAUCCGUAUUUGACGCGAUAAAUUAUGAUACGCCGUACGCAGAUACCGUAUCCGCCACCACAAACCGUCCGCAAUAUUUGCAUGCGACCAUCUGCGACCGUCUGCAUCCUACCCACUGA
Paracoccidioides brasiliensis Pb18 is the source of this 366-nucleotide messenger RNA. RefSeq lists its product as uncharacterized. The transcript has a single exon. Bases 1 to 366 code for a protein of 121 amino acids. The record is from RefSeq and is a predicted model, not a curated record.